Pangasianodon hypophthalmus (striped catfish) is the source of this 6462-nucleotide messenger RNA. RefSeq names its product nuclear receptor binding SET domain protein 2 (gene nsd2). Gene Ontology annotation, cellular component: chromatin; nucleus. Gene Ontology annotation, molecular function: protein binding; histone H3K36 methyltransferase activity. The coding region runs from base 1347 to 5801 and encodes 1484 amino acids. The transcript is spliced from 24 exons. Lineage: Eukaryota; Metazoa; Chordata; Actinopteri; Siluriformes; Pangasiidae. Gene Ontology annotation, biological process: regulation of DNA-templated transcription. The record is from RefSeq and is a predicted model, not a curated record.
AAUGUCGUACGACUAACGUUUGGUCUAUUAAACGUUGCUGUGGCGUUACAGAAUAUGUUUCUGGGAAAAUAACCCGUCUGCUGGCGUGUCAUUAAGCAGCUGUAGUGUGUGUAAAAGCUAGGAAGCUAACUAGCAUCUGAACCUGGUUUGUCAGUCAGGUUAGCGUUAGCUGCCUAGCUGUUAUUAGUCAGGUUUGACAUUCACACCGCAUCUCUGCACUGGCGGUUUUAGUAUUCUGUCUGAAAUUGCCUGUUUUAGUGCCGUGUCGAUAAUAUUUUCUUGCAUUAAACAACUAUGUUCUUGUUAUAGCUAGUUGGCUACCUAGCUCCCCAGUUGUUAGCUAUUUUAAAUCAUUUUUAGCCGCACGGCUAACGUGAUUUCUGUGUUAUUGUUUGUCACCAUUACCGCGUUAACAGCGUAUCGCUAACUCUGAGCUAAGCCGCUAGAUGAAGUGUACCUGAAAACACCAGCUAGCAUUUAAUUUCGCUAGGGUUAGGGUUAGCGAGUUGUCUGCAGACUGCUGGGGUGCAGAGCCAGGCUGGCUUUGUCAGGCGUUUAUUUGCAUUAAACUGGUUUGUUAUGGAAAGUGCAUUAAGAGCAUUAGCGAGGCUUCUGUUUUGUCACCGAAGGCUAUUAAUAUCAAUAGGUUUCUCUCACCUAGUUAACGAGGCGACCCUGAGAGUGACCGUUUUCAAUGACAAUAGUUUACUAACGGUAUCUCACUUAAAGAUAAGGACAUGAUUUCCCACGUUUAUUUUAUUUUUCGUUAUUUCUUAGGCAAAAUUAAGGUGUAAAAGCAGCUGCUUGGAGAUGUGCACUCAAAGCACAUCCACAGUCUGAUCCAGCGUUUGAGCGACGCUGAAAGUCCUCCCAUCGCGACUCUUUUCAGUUGAAUCAGAUUUAAUGCUGCAUUUUACAUGCUCUUUGGUUCGUUCUUUGGGUCCCCAUGAUCUAACACCGAUAUUCUUCCCGACUAAGUAAACGAAAUCACACAUGGUCCGUCAUUUAAUUCAGCAUUAAACUACCCCGGGCCCCCACUCACUGCAGACUGAAGAGGGAAGCCAUCUUUACUGACCAAAUCCCCAUUUCAUUUAACAUGGACACUCGGAAUCAGUGGUGCCAGUGAUCGUACAUGUUAGGAAGUACACUCGGUCCAGUCGUAUCUCAGUAUAAUGCAGUUUUUUUCUUCAUCCUGAGGGGCUCUGGCAGUUUAGCUAACAUGCUGCAGCGGCUACAGGUGCAGCUGUGUGGAGCUUUUCUCCUCCCCGCCUCUGUAUGCAGCGCAGGCAGCAGCCCAGAGCGUUUCAUCAGCUGUUGAGUAGAUUUACAAUCCCUUAGUGGCACCAAUGGACAGCAAGGGAGGAUCUCUGCCUGCAAUGCCUGAGCCAAAGAACCCCACCAGUAUGAAACAGUUAUCUGAUUCACCAUGUGGAUGUAAGGGACGGGGUGAUGGAAGCACAGAUCCUGCUCUUCUAAUGGAUAAAGCUGCUACUCAGCUAGCAGCCACACCCCAUGAUGGAGUUUUGCAGAAGAUGGGCAACCAUAACCACACUCAUGAACAUCUGAAGGAUCUGACAUCUCGUUUCUUCAAUGGUGAUCAGGAGACAAUGUCAAAGUUCUGCAGUUCACCCCCAGGAUCACCCCUCCUUAAAGCGGUAGAAUCUGGACCUCAACAUGGCAGCCCACAAAGGAAGCCUGACUCCUCCCCUGAGCUCACACUCAAAAUAACCAAACAUUUACCCAAUGGAAAAUCACCACCAUCAAGCAGGUAUGAAGCUAGCUAUGGAGAAGAUGGCACAGAGGAAACAAAUGCCGCUUUAAGUUUAUCAGAAGGCAUGCUGGCUCCUGCAAAUGCUACAAACGAAGGAAGCAAGUUGAGGGGACCAGUGAAAAAAGUGCCACCAAGCAGACGGCACCCCAUCGACCCUGCUGUUAAUGGCCCUGAGAGAUCAACUUUCGCACACAUUAUCGUAGAACCAUGUGACAAACCCAGAGAGUCUUAUGACCUUGCCCUUGACUCAGAUGUCCUGACUUCUGAAUCCAAAGAUGCUACUGUCAUUGAUGUACCUACCUGUGUAGCUUCAAAUGGCAUGCCUAUGUUGGAUGCUGAGGAGGAUACUGGUGUUCAUGGUGUGGGUGAUGUUGAGACAUUACUAACAGAGGAGCAACCUCAUGUGCAGUUUUCCGUGGGAGAUAUUGUCUGGGCUAAAGUGUUUGGAUACCCAUGGUGGCCAUGCAUGAUCACUACAGACCCAGAGUUCAACCUUCACUUCAGGCAGAAAACAAACAACUGCAGAGGAUUAUUGUACCAUAUACAGUAUUUUAGUGACACACCAGAGAGAGGAUAUAUUGCUGGGAAGAACUUGGUCAUAUUCUCUAAGAAAGAGCAAUACCAGGCACUGUGCUGUGGAAAUAAACAACCUACUGUUCACUCUGAUAGAAAGAAGCUGUCGAUUCCACGUAAGUUGCGGAUACCAUGGGAUACAGGCGUCUCCCAGGCAACAGAGGCAGUAGCUUUACCUGUAGAGGAGCGCCUGGCCAAGUUCAGCUUCACGUAUGAGGGCAACCAGCCGCGGUUCAACUCUCGUAUGCUGCAGGAGCUUCAGUGCAAACAGGAACAGCAGCAGCAGAGUUAUAAAGAAUUUCCAGAUACAACUAGCCUCACUCCACCAGACUCCACUCAGUCCAGCCCCAUCACUGUACAGACACUGAGCAACCAUCUUACUCCCCACCUUCCCACCAACAGCAGCACUUCAGCAAGGAAAAUGCCCCUUGCUACUAAAGCACCUAAAGCCCCAGCCAGCAGGGGGCAAUGCAGCCACAAGGAGCAGUAUGCUCUUUUCAAAAGGAGAAAGAAAGUUGUUCCUGUUGUAGUUCUCCCUCAUAUUAACUCUGUUGUACAGGAUAUGUCCAUUGCUGCAGAUAAACUUGAGCCUAAUAAGAUGAAAAUGAAUAAAUCUGGACUAUUCACAAAAGAGUCAUCACUGAAACAGGAUGUCCUGUUUGCUGAAAUUGACCCUCAGUUGAAAGCAUCCCAGAAGAAACAGAGAAAACUCAAACAGAAGUUUCCAGCUGCACCAAGCUCCCUGAAAAGGAAGAAAAUUAAGGCAUCUGCCAGUAUUGCUGAAGGACUAAACACAGAAUUACCAAAGCCAGUGGUUUUGGAAGAUGCUGAAGUCUGCAAGAUGAAGAGAAAACUAAAAAAGGACAAAGCAGAUGUUGUCUUUAAAGUUGUGAAGAAGGUCUCGAAGCGUACACUUGAAGAUCUCAAUGUGGAGGAGGUACCUCAACCCAGGAAAAAGGCCAAGCAUGGGGACGGUUUAAAAUGGCAUGAGACGCUAAAGGCACAGACACCUGAGCCUCCCGCCAGUGUACAAAGACGAAAGAGGCAAAAGUCUGCCAUCACUGAGAAAAGAAAGAGACCCAAAACGCCAAUCUCAGUGGAGGUGCCUCAAAGCAAAGGCAAAUGGGGUAGGAAGAAAAAGCAGGACCCCAGCAACCAGUUGCUAUCAGUUUCAUUCAAGAAGCAUGGCCCAUCAACCCAGACUUCCUAUCAGGAGAGACCCGAUUCUCCCACUGAUGAAGCCCAUGCUACCAGGAAGGCAGAACGUUCAGUCAGUAAUAAAAAAGAGUGUGUGUGUCAGGCUUGUGAAAAGACAAGUGAGGACCUGGUGACAUGUGAAGGACAAUGCUAUGGUUCAUACCACCUGCAAUGUAUGGGUUUGGACCAACCAUCAGACAAGGUGCUCUGCGCUGCCUGCCGCACAGGAGUGCAUGCAUGUUUCACUUGUAAGAAGUCUGAAGGGGAGGUAAAGCGGUGCAGUGUCCUACACUGUGGUCGUUUCUACCAUGAGGCAUGCUUGCGGUUAAGUGCUUUGACUGUUUUUGAUAACCGAGGAUUCCGCUGCCCCCUACACACUUGCCUCAGCUGUCACUGCAGUGGCCGUGGCACAGCAAAAGCCACCAAAGGGAAGAUGAUUCGCUGUCUGCGCUGCCCAGUAGCGUACCACACUGGAGACCUGUGCAUAGCAGCAGGAAGUGAGAUGCUGACGCCUACUACUAUGUUAUGUACCAACCACUUCAACCCUAAGAAAGGCUACAGGCAUCAUACACAUGUCAAUGUCAGCUGGUGUUUCAUCUGCUCCAAUGGUGGCAGACUCCUGUGCUGUGAAUCAUGUCCAGCUGCCUUUCACCCCGACUGUCUAAAUAUCACCAUGCCUGAUGGCAGCUGGUUCUGUUAUGACUGCCGCUCAGGCAAGAAGCCAAAGUACAGAGACAUCAUCUGGGUCAAACUGGGCAAUUACAGAUGGUGGCCAGCAGAAAUCCGUCACCCCAGGAACAUCCCUACGAAUAUCCAGCACCUACGUCAUGAGAUUGGAGAGUUCCCUGUUUACUUUUUUGGCUCAAAAGAUUACUACUGGACACACCAGGGCCGUGUGUUCCCAUAUAUGGAGGGAGACAGGGCAAGCAGACACCAGAAGACUGGCAUUGGGAAGGUCUUUAAGAAUGCUGUGGUGGAGGCUGAGGCUCGGUUUAACCAGAUCAAAAUGGAGAGAGAAGCUAAAGAAGCUCAGGAGAACAACAGGAAACCCCCUCCAUACAAAUAUAUCAAGGUCAACAAACCAGUUGGGCGUGUGCAGAUUUACACAGCUGACAUCUCCGAGAUCCCCAAGUGCAACUGUAAGCCAACUGACGAGCGGCCAUGCAGCUUUGAAUCGGAGUGUCUGAAUCGCAUGCUGCUGUAUGAGUGUCACCCUCAGGUGUGUCCGGCUGGUGACCGCUGCAUGAACCAGGACUUUACCAAGCGCCUCUACCCUGAGACCAAGAUCAUUCGCACAGCUGGCAAAGGCUGGGGUCUUGUUUCUCUCAGAGACAUCAAGAAGGGGGAGUUUGUGAAUGAGUAUGUGGGGGAGCUAAUCGAUGAGGAAGAGUGCAGAGCCAGGAUCAAAUACGCCCAGGAAAAUGACAUCACCCAUUUCUACAUGCUUACCAUAGACAAGGAUCGGAUCAUUGAUGCAGGUCCUAAAGGGAAUUACUCCCGCUUCAUGAACCACAGCUGCCAGCCCAACUGUGAGACACAGAAGUGGACUGUGAAUGGAGACACACGUGUGGGCCUGUUCGCUGUGUGCGACAUUCCAGCAGGCACAGAGUUGACUUUUAACUAUAAUCUGGACUGUCUUGGGAAUGAGAAGACUGUUUGUCGCUGUGGUGCACCCAACUGCAGUGGCUUCCUAGGAGAUAGACCCAAGAUCACCCCCACUUCAGAGCCCAAAGCCAAGCUACAGAAGAAGAAACCUAGGCGGCGGCGUGCUCGAAGUGAAGGGAAGAAGCAAUCUGAGGAUGAGUGUUUCCGUUGUGGCGAUGGCGGACAGUUGGUUUUGUGUGACCGCAAGGGCUGCACUAAAGCUUACCACCUGUCUUGCCUGGAUCGAACUAAGAGACCAUUCGGUCGAUGGGAUUGCCCCUGGCACCACUGUGACGUGUGUGGCAAACCAUCCGAUGCUUUUUGCCAGCUGUGUCCCAACUCCUUCUGUAAGACCCAUGAGGAGGGCACGCUGAGACCACACCCCAUCAGCAGCCAGCUGUGCUGCCAAGAGCACGAUGACUCAGACCUGCAGUCCACAGCAGCGGUCACCCAGAAGUCUGAUAUCGCCACUAAACCUGCCAAACGCGGCCGCAAACCCGGAGCCGACACUGCAGCCAAGAAGCGCUCCAGGAAACAGUGUAACAGGCAGCAGAAGGGUCGAGCUGGUGAAAGUGUUCCUCCUCUCUCGCCCCUUCCCUCCAUGCCCUACCCAUGAUUCAGUGGUAUUGAUAUGAACAUGACUGUUCUCCCAAACUGAAAGCACUGUGUCUGAUCAGGGAAGUAUCUGAACACUGUAGAGCUCAAUGAAGCUGCCACAUCAGGUUCCACCCCCUCACUCAACCUCUCGCUUGGAACCGAGUGCGGGAGCCACCACACCAAACAGCCUCAUUACUACACAGCAUUAUGGAGGCCAAACUUGAAUUUUUUUACACCUGUUUUAAUCUUUCAGAUAGAUUAUUUUUGUUUUAUUUUUUAACAGUAGAUAUGUAUAUGGAAAUGUAUAUGAAAGACCAAAAUUAUUAUAAUACUGGAAUUACUGAUAGUAACAGAUUGCCAAUGUGUAGUCUUUUUUUUUUCUUUUCUUUUUUUUUUUUUUUCUUUUUUUUUUUAAAAAAAAAACCAGCCAGUUGUACCGUUAAAUGUAAGACACUAUGGAUAGCCCUUGAAUUGUUUUUAUAGUUAAUAUAGAGUGCAUUUAACUAUAGAGCAGCACAUUUUUAGCACAUUUUUGUUAGCUCAUUUUUUUGAGUUUAUGUAACAUGCUAGAAUGUUAAAUGAGUCUCUGCAAAAUCUACCUAUUCAGAGUUUAAAAAAGGCACAGUAAAUUGAGUCAGGGCGCUUUUUGUGAGGUUUGGGUGAAAUAAAACUUUUAAAAA